AUGGCAGAUCGAACGAAAAAUAAAAGGACCCGAGAUGACCCGCCGUCAUCAUUUCCACCCGAUAUUGUUUGCACAUCCAAGGGAGCUCACGGAAGAAAUGCCAUUGAAUUGGGAGCCCUAUUUAGUCUUGCAGCGGUUGGUCUGUAUUUCUUUGCCGUCAUUGAAUCCGCCAUGAAUCUACCCGAAUUGCCCACCAAACGGGACCCAGGAAAUCUCUUUGGCAAUUUGAACAUGGCCAAACUGGUCGCUUCUUCUCAUGCUUCGGCUUCCGCGCAUUAUGGUGGCGGUGGUGGCGGUAGCCGUUCCCUUCAAUCGGCAUCAGCAGCAGCCGUAGGAAGUAACACGGCACCCUCCGCAACUUGGCCCGUUCAUUUCAAGGACGAAAUCAACAAUGUGGAAACCAUCAUUCAUCCCGGCGAUUUGGUCACCAAAAUGACUGUCCCCAAGUUUUGGUCACCUCCACUACACAACCGUGAAUUGUAUACCAGAGAACAGGCCAUGUCUGUAGGAACAUGUGUAGAAGCAGAUGAGGAUGGAAAUCAUGUGAGAGGAGAUGCUUGUCCAGUGCACAAACGAACCAUCUUUAUUGCAAUUGCCUCCUAUCGAGAUUUUCAAUGUCGCAAGACGGUCGAGUCGGCAUUUUCCAGAGCUCGGAAUCCUGAUCGUCUUCGAGUUGGUGUCGUCGAUCAAAUUGUCAAUGGCGAAGAUGUACUGUGCAAUGAGCCAAUUGAACCGUGCAGCGACAAUCCCAACCAAGCCUUGUGCAAGUACCAGGAUCAAAUUGAUGUCUACGAAAUGCCCGCCGAACUGUCGGUAGGACCCGUCGUGGCCCGUCACAUUGGCGAUCGAUUGUACCGAGGAGAAUAUUAUGCCACCCAAUCGGAUGCCCAUGUGACCUUUACCCAAGAUUGGGACGCGGACAUUAUUUCCCAAAUGGAGGCCACCCACAAUGAAAUGGCCGUGCUGACGACCUAUCUAACCGAUGUCCAAGGAUCCAUUGGUCCGAAUGGAAAUAGCUUGAGAAAAACGCGGCCCAUCAUGUGCAAUACCUACUAUGAAGGAGGUCCACAGGGGUUGCAUCUGCGACAUGGAUCCCAACCGGAACGCUUUCCCAGUAUUCAUGGAUCUCCUCAAUUGGCACCCUGGUGGGCCGCUGGUUAUUCCUUUUCGAGGGGUCACUUUAUAGUCAAUGUACCAUACGAUCUAUACCAGCCCAUGAUUUUCCAAGGAGAAGAAAUGAGUAUUGGGAUCCGUGGAUGGACGGUGGGAUAUGAUUUUUAUGCACCAGAACGAUCAGUUUGCUUCCAUCACUACGCCGUAGGAAAGAAUGCCAAGAUCCGAAACAAGGUACACCACUUUUGGGACAAUAGUGAUCGGUAUGCAGGUACUGGAAGAAAGGCCAUGGCCCGAUUGUUGGGAAUUGUCCAUAUGAAUCCCGAAGUCGAUCCCUCCAAAUGGGACCACACGGAAGAAGACAUUUAUGGUCUUGGAGCAGUCCGGACACCGGAAAAGUUUUACACGCUCUUUGGCAUUGACGUCGUGAAAAAGACGACCCAAGGUCAUUUGUGCAUGUUGGUGGACGAAGGAGAAGGCAAGAUGCACAAAAUGUUCACCCCCAAGUUGCGCGCGGAUGGAAUGGGAAUCGACUACAAUGAAAUCAACUAUCGUUGGAAGGAUCCACGGCCGGAUCUGAAACAACCAAGGCCUUAA
Messenger RNA from Cylindrotheca closterium, 1710 nucleotides. The record is from the annotation of a GenBank genome assembly. NCBI's taxonomy places the organism in Eukaryota, Bacillariophyta, Bacillariophyceae, Bacillariales, Bacillariaceae.